AUGGAGACUGUCGCAGAGCUGCAGGACACGGCCUCGUUAACCCUGAAGUUUGAGUUCAACCCCAAAGUGGGCAUUGAUAAUCCUGCGCUCUGCCUGACUGAAGACUUGGACCCCUCAGACACGGGGAAGUUGGAGUCACCCCGCUUCUGCCUGCUGAGCAAAGACGAGAGCGGGAGUUUCGGUUUCCACCUCCAGCAUCACCUGGCCCGGACGCAGCCCGUGGUGAGCAAGGUGGACCCCGGCAGCUCCGCCCAGCGCCAGGGGCUCCGGGAAGGAGACUUGAUUCUGGGGGUGAACCUCAACCUACUGGAACAAGAAAACUUUGCGGUGGUGGUCCGCCACAUCCGCGCCAGCGGCCCGCGCGUGCUGCUGAUGGUGGUGGCCCAGCACGUGUACGACGUGGCCCGCGAGCGGCAGGGGGACAAGGCCCCCCUCUAUCCCACACUUGGCCCAGGGGUCCGGCCCCGGCUGUGCCACGUCGUGAAAGAUGAAGGCGGCUUCGGCUUCAGCGUCACCUCGGGAUACGGGGGUUCUUUCUGGUUGGUGCUGAGUUCCGGAGGAGCAGCUGAGCGGGCAGGGGUCCCCGCCGGGGCCCGGCUGCUGGAGGUGAAUGGGGCGAGCGUGGAGAAGCUCACCCAGAGGAAAGUCAACAAGAAGCUCUCGCAGAGUGGACAGCAAGUGACCCUGCUGGUGGCAGCAACCGAGGUGGAGGAACAGUGCCGCCGGCUGGGCGUGCCGCUGGCUGCCCCGCUGGCAGUGGGCUGGACACUGCCUGGCAGGCCCCGCUGCCUGAACUUGGAGAAGGGGCCCCAGGGCUUCGGCUUUCUGCUGAAGGAGGAAAAGGGGCCCGAUGGCACCUUCGGGCAGUUCCUGCGGGAAGUAGACCCGGGACAGCCAGCCGAGAAGGCGGGGAUGCGUGAUGGGGACCGGCUGGUGGCUGUGGCUGGGGACAGCGUGGAGGGGCUGAGCCACAAGGAAACGGUGUCCCGGAUCCGGGCGCAGGGACCCCGCGUGGAGCUCACUGUGGUGGACCCUGAGGCUGACCGCUUCUUCAACACAGCCCGCCUGUCCCCCCUCCUCUUCAUGGAACCUGCCGAGCCACCUGCCGCUCAGGACGGAGCAUCUCAGGACCAGACUGAGGCUCUGCCCAGUGCAGAUGCUCCAACCUCCAGGGCCCCGGUCCCAGGGUCCACCCGCCUGUGUAUCCUGCACCCCGGGCCUGGUGGUGGCUAUGGAUUCUGGCUCUCCUGCGUGACCAGCUGGCCACGACUGUACAUCUCCCAGGUGAUCCCAGGAGGGGCCGCGGACCAAGCAGGCCUGAGGCAGGGAGACGUGGUUCUGGAAGUGAACGGGUGUGCCAUCGACGACGAGAACGAGAUGGACAUUCUGAACCUGCUCCUUGAGGCCGAUCCGCCCCUGUCCCUGAAGCUGGCGGCGGCCAUGCCCGGCCAGGACUCAAGGGAGUUCCAGAAGGAGGAUAAUGAAUGGACCUACUCCUCAGAGCUGGUGCAGAAAUAGCCCUUCCCGCUCAGCACAUCCCCG
Messenger RNA from Sorex fumeus (smoky shrew), 1542 nucleotides. It is a transcript of the gene NHERF4, whose product is annotated as NHERF family PDZ scaffold protein 4. The coding region runs from base 1 to 1518 and encodes 505 amino acids. Gene Ontology annotation, biological process: protein localization to plasma membrane. Lineage: Eukaryota; Metazoa; Chordata; Mammalia; Eulipotyphla; Soricidae. The record is from RefSeq and is a predicted model, not a curated record. Gene Ontology annotation, cellular component: apical plasma membrane. The transcript is spliced from 11 exons. Gene Ontology annotation, molecular function: protein binding; protein-membrane adaptor activity.